Plodia interpunctella (Indianmeal moth) is the source of this 764-nucleotide messenger RNA. RefSeq lists its product as uncharacterized. Bases 182 to 721 code for a protein of 179 amino acids. The transcript is spliced from 6 exons. Lineage: Eukaryota; Metazoa; Arthropoda; Insecta; Lepidoptera; Pyralidae. The record is from RefSeq and is a predicted model, not a curated record.
UUGACAAGAAAAUCCAGCUGACUUAGCUGUCGAUCAGAUAAAAAUAGGAAAAAACAGUUUUAUUUUCUAUGUUUUAAGUUUUGUUUUUGUGUUCAAAAAUGGACGGUUCGAGGAGAAGCAUAAGAAAUGCCUCUUGUAUUACGGCAUAGUAAGUGAUAGGCGUCGCAGACGUGGCAGUCUUAUGAGUGCGCUCAUGUGCUCCACACAGAUGGUUAAUGACGUCACCAGCAACAUGUACUCCGACCAUUACCAUUGGCAGAAGAACAUACUAGGUCACAACUACAAUGUGUCACACGAUCUUCCGAGCACGGAGACUGCCAGUCUUGCACAAUUAUUCCGGUCAUGGUUGGGAACGCAUGAAGAAGCACAAGCAAAAGAAAAAGAUGGCGUCGUUUCGUAUCAAGAAGUGAAGGAAUUAGAUAUGGAGAGAGAGCAAAUCGAAGGUGAUGCUUGGAAGCGUGUUGGUCGUGAUCGCUUUGUGGUGGCUGGUGCGAGCGGUGCUGUCUUUGGUUAUCCAUCUUGUUUGCCCGUUGCUGGUCGUAUUGCUCGCUGUGGUCUGUGUGCCCCAACUCCGUGGCCCACUGCUGGGGCAAAAUUACCCAGUGUUGGCCAACCUUCUCCACAACAUUCUUAUCAAGCUUGCGGAGAACAUCAAGUCGUAAAUUGGAAUCGUGAAUAUAUAUUUUUUUAUUUUGUAUGUUUAUUAUUUAUAUCAUACUAGCGGCCUCUCGCGGCUUUGCUCAGUAAAAUGUUUAAAAAAUUAA